AUGGCGAAACUCACAGUCUUCAUACUCGCUGCGACACCGCCUACACUAGUCAUGCUUGCUGCCUGGAAAAGUCCGCUGUCGAAGAAGUAAGUUUGGACCGUGAGCAUGAAAUGAAAUGUGAGGGGAAAGGUGACUGAUUACUGUGGCUUCAAGGUUGCAGGAACGGAGCAAGUUGGACCUUGAGAUUAAGAAGCAGGAGAUGCUGAGAGAGGGAGGGAAAUUACAGAAUGGGAAGAAAUUUGAUGGGAGGAAAAGGGAGGGCGAGAAGUAG
Hymenoscyphus albidus is the source of this 271-nucleotide messenger RNA. The record is from the annotation of a GenBank genome assembly. Lineage: Eukaryota; Fungi; Ascomycota; Leotiomycetes; Helotiales; Helotiaceae.